AUGACAACAAAGUUAGUUCGCGAUCCUGGGUACGCUGACCCGGUGAAAGCAUUCCGUAUAGGUGCGACAUGCAACAUUUUGUCGUUCACAAUACCCGAUGAGACGGAAGUUGAUAUUACUAGGUUGGAACUGAGCAGGUUAGGACAAGACUAUUGCCUUAUGGAGGACUACACUGUGUUCCGAGCUGGCCGACUUGUGGUAUGUAUCGGUCUGCGGUCAGGGACCAACCAUCUCCUCUACGCCUACAACGAGAAGGACGACGUGAUAACUAUGUUGGGACAAGUGAUGACCAAGGAAAAGAAGAUCCCAAAGAGCAUACGGUUUGGUAUCAACACGCGGCUUUAUUUUGGCGAGGAGCAUCUGAGAUUGUGCGCUAUGACUAUGAGGAUCUUCCUAGUGCAUGUACAGGGAGAAUACUUGUGGUCCGACUCGUGGUCGUAUCGAUUCUGGAGAGGUAUGUUCACUCUGGGUCUGUUUGCUCUACCCCAUAAAGAGACCAUCCUUAUACCCCAUCCUAGAGAGCGAUACUGUGUGGAACUGCCGACUGAUCCGACGGUUUGGGCCCGGGGGAAGAAGUUGAGGAAAUACGGCAAGACUUUCCAACUUAGUGUGAAUAUGGAUUUCGAUAUGGACUUAACGUUCUGUGCGCUCUACCAUGAGAAAGUGAACAAAGGCACCUGGUUGGAUGAUCGUUGCCUUGACGUGCUGCUUAUGAUCAAAGAGGAUCCCGGUGGUCCACAGAAUCUGCGUUUCGUGGCGUGGGAGCUCCGAGAUGUGGAGAGUGGCGAUAUAGCUGCUUUAAGUGUGAAGCUGUGGUAUCUCGGAUUCCCCAUGCCCUACAUGCGUGAGAUCCUCGACCCCCUCGGUGGUCGCUGCAUACCCCGAGCGGAGUUCGUCCCCAAAUGGCACGACUGCCGUUGGACUCCCCUCCCACAAGCACCCGAUAACGUAGCAAGCGUGAAGUUGAUAAAAAAGGAGAUAGCCGAGGGCAAGGCCCUCAUUCCUCCUCGUCCUCAGAGGAGAGGGAGCCUAGUUGAGGACUAG
This is a messenger RNA of Perkinsus marinus ATCC 50983, 1044 nucleotides long. RefSeq lists its product as hypothetical. NCBI's taxonomy places the organism in Eukaryota, Perkinsozoa, Perkinsida, Perkinsidae. The record is from RefSeq and is a predicted model, not a curated record. Gene Ontology annotation, biological process: protein catabolic process. Gene Ontology annotation, cellular component: cytoplasm. The transcript is spliced from 3 exons. Gene Ontology annotation, molecular function: leucyl-tRNA--protein transferase activity. The coding region runs from base 1 to 1044 and encodes 347 amino acids.